GAGUGGAGAAUGAACGUGACGUCACACCUUUCAUCAACCCUCUCGUACUGGCACUUCCUCAUUGAACGUUGAACUAGCAGGACCGAAACUUGUUAUCGUCGAUCAGUUGAACCAUGGCCCGUACCAAGCAGACUGCUCGUAAAUCUACUGGAGGCAAGGCCCCCAGGAAACAGUUGGCCACGAAGGCAGCCAGAAAAUCUGCCCCUUCCACCGGAGGAGUUAAGAAGCCCCACAGAUACAGGCCCGGUACAGUCGCCCUCAGAGAGAUCAGGAGGUACCAGAAGUCCACCGAGCUCCUCAUCCGUAAGCUGCCCUUCCAGCGUCUGGUUAGGGAGAUCGCCCAGGAUUUCAAGACUGACCUCAGGUUCCAGAGCGCCGCCAUCGGAGCUCUUCAGGAGGCUAGCGAGGCUUACCUAGUCGGUCUAUUUGAGGACACCAACUUGUGCGCCAUCCACGCCAAGAGGGUCACUAUCAUGCCCAAGGACAUCCAGCUUGCUAGGAGAAUCCGUGGAGAGCGUGCUUAAGAACUCUCGCCUGAUCUCGUGGACGAACGAUGCCUCACGUCGAUUCGACCCGUUCCGUACAAUUCGACUAGAUCCCGCUCUACUGUGUUUUUAUUCAAACUGCCAAUAAUGUAACUUUAGGGACAUUUGCACUCUUUAAAGAAUCACAGCUCUGAGGAUUUGGUUGACUCGUGACUUUUUUUGAAUCUUUGUAUUUAGGGCGCGUCGCGCCCCAACACCCGUAUGUUGUAACAUUAUAGUUUUUUUGUCAUUCUUAGCGUUUCUAUACAAUAAAACAUAACAGUAUUUGUAAGUGCAAUUUUUGACUUCCCUAUAGACAUUUCAAACUUUUAAGAAUAAAAAUCAAUAGCUUA
Molecule: messenger RNA, 877 nt
Organism: Eurytemora carolleeae
Lineage: Eukaryota; Metazoa; Arthropoda; Copepoda; Calanoida; Temoridae
Product: histone H3.3
Exons: 3
Coding region: 114-524 (136 amino acids)
Cellular component (GO): nucleosome
Molecular function (GO): structural constituent of chromatin; DNA binding; protein heterodimerization activity
Source: RefSeq, a predicted model, not a curated record